This is a messenger RNA of Labeo rohita (rohu), 2020 nucleotides long. RefSeq names its product renalase, FAD-dependent amine oxidase (gene rnls). The coding region runs from base 96 to 1130 and encodes 344 amino acids. NCBI's taxonomy places the organism in Eukaryota, Metazoa, Chordata, Actinopteri, Cypriniformes, Cyprinidae. The transcript is spliced from 7 exons. The record is from RefSeq and is a predicted model, not a curated record. Gene Ontology annotation, molecular function: oxidoreductase activity, acting on NAD(P)H. Gene Ontology annotation, cellular component: extracellular region.
UAAAGGAACAGGGUGCUAAAUUGCGUGAACUCUUCAAACAAGCAAGAUCGCUUUGCUGUUUUACAUAAGCAGUUGCUUAUUUACCUUUUCUAAAAAUGUCUCGAGUUUUAAUAGUUGGUGCUGGACUUACAGGCAGUUUAUGUGCCUGUCUGCUGCGGAGGAAGCUGCCAAAGAAGGUUAAUAUAGUCGUGUGGGACAAAUCUCGGGGUGCAGGGGGGAGAAUGUCCACAAGCAGAAGUUCAAAUGAUCCUUCAUGCACAGUUGAUCUUGGUGCUCAAUAUAUAACGGCCACACCAUACUAUGCUCGUAUUCACAGCAGUUUUUACGAAGAACUCUUAGCACAAGAGAUUUUAAAACCUCUCGUUGCUCCUGUUGAAGGCAUGAUGUUAAAGGAAGAAGGAAUUGUGAACUAUGUAACGCCCCACGGGGUCUCAUCCAUUGUCAAGCACUAUCUUAAAGAGUCAGCAGGAGCAGAGGUGCUCUACGACCGACAUGUCACUCACAUUCACCGAAAAGACGCUGACUGGGAAGUGUGUCGCAAAGGGGGAGCACCAGAACAGUUUGACAUAGUGGUUUUAACCAUGCCAGUCCCGCAAAUACUUCAGCUGCAUGGAGACGUGGGAUCUUUGAUGGGGGAGAAUCAGAGAAGGAUGCUGGAGGCUGUCAGCUACUCUUCCCGCUACGCACUUGGACUCUUCUACAAAGCCGACACACGAAUCGACGUCCCUUGGGCGGCCAAGUAUGUCUCCAAUAAUCCCUGCAUUCGCUUCAUCGCCAUAGAUGAUAAAAAGCGCAAUUUAGCAUCAGAGAACUGCGGACCUUCUGUGGUGGUGCACACUAGUGUGCCCUUUGGCAUCCAGCACCUGGAGGAGGAGAAGGAUGUGGUACAGCCCAUCAUCCUGGAAGAGCUGGAAAAGGUGUUGCCAGAGCUGCCUCAGCCUGACAACAUCAAAUGUCAGAAGUGGAGAUACUCACAGGUGACAAGAUCAGUGGCUGAUUGCCCAGGGCAGAUGACACUGCACUCCCAGCCUCUGCUGGUGUGUGGGGGGGACGGCUUCACACACUCCAAUUUCGAUGGCUGCAUCGAGUCUGCCCUAAAGGUCUUCGAGGUUCUGAAGUCUUCUCUCUGAAAGGGGGGUUGGGAAAGUAUGCCUUCAUUUUGGGAUUUUGUUGUGGAGGAUGGCACAUUGAUUUAGAUUUAAGCCCCUCCCUGCAGGAAGAUGGAUGAACUGGACAAAGCGCAGUAGAACUGUCUCGCCUGUGUCUGCAGACAUACAUUUUGUUACAAAAACCAAUUAUACCGUCUGUGCCGGAUGCUGAGGAUUAGAGGACAACAGAGCACUGUGCAAGUUCAGUUGUGACAGAGGCAGAUGCCUCAUACUGGCUCAAUGUCUUGAACUACGGUUUUCUGAUGUGUAGCAAAUAUUAUGUAUGCAUUCAAGUACUGUCAGCCUUCUCCUGUGAUAGUUUCAGAUUAAUAAAAUAAUUAAAACAUGCUUAAAUGCAUCUCUGUAUGUGGAUAGGUGACAUUCUGUGAUGUGACAUGCUAUACUCCAUUUAAAAAGCAAAACGUUUUUGGUAUUGUGGAACGUUAUGGUAUUAUGCUUUUGUCAUUAAAAUUCUAAAUUAUAUAAUUAUAGUAAUUAAUAUAUUCAUUAAUUGUUAGGUAAUUACUUUUAAUUAAUUUACAUUUUUACAACAAAAUAAGAAUUAUUUUAUACUAACAUUAAAUGAGUUUACUUCCAGAACAAAAAUUUACAGAUCAUUUACUCACCCCCUUGUCAUCCAAGAUGUUAAUGUCUUUCUUUCUUCAGUCAUAAAGAAAUUAUGUUUUUUGAGGAAAACAUUUCAGGAUUUCUCUCCAUAUAGUGGACUUCUAUGGUACCCGCGAGUUUGAAUUUCCAAAAUGCAGUUUAAAUGCAUCUUCAAAGGGCUGUACAUGAUCCCAGCCGAGGAAGAAAGGUCUUAUCUAGCGAUAUGAUCAGUGAUUUUAUAAAAAAAAAAAAAAUAACAAUUUUUA